AUGAAUAUAUUUGUUCAAUUUGUAGAUUACAUACUUUCGAAGAUAAUCCUGGAAGGUCUACAAUUUCCAACAACUACAGGAGCUGAUGGUGUGGCUACUCUCAAAGGUGAAGCUGAUUGGAAUGAUGAUGACAGAAAGAAAGUAGAGCUCAACGCCAAAGUGGUCAACUUGCUCAACUGUUCAGUCAACUUUGAGGAAUAUCGAUGGGUAUCAAGAUGCACAACAGUAAAGGAAAUCUGGGACAAACUUCAAGUUACUCAUGAAGGCACAACCCAAGUCAAAGGAUCCAGAAUAGACAUGCUGAACAGAGACUACAAAAUGUUCUCAAUGAAAGAAGGAGAAAUAAUUGAUGAAAUAUUUGAAAGAUUCAACGUUAUCAUUACUGGCUUAGAUGUUAUGGGAAUUAGACAUCCUGAAUCUGUGCUUGUGAGGGGAAUAUUGAGAUGUCUCACUAAAGAGUGA
This is a messenger RNA of Arachis duranensis, 462 nucleotides long. RefSeq lists its product as uncharacterized. The transcript has a single exon. NCBI's taxonomy places the organism in Eukaryota, Viridiplantae, Streptophyta, Magnoliopsida, Fabales, Fabaceae. Bases 1 to 462 code for a protein of 153 amino acids. The record is from RefSeq and is a predicted model, not a curated record.